This is a messenger RNA of Diceros bicornis minor, 4012 nucleotides long. It is a transcript of the gene DNAJC7, whose product is annotated as DnaJ heat shock protein family (Hsp40) member C7. The transcript is spliced from 14 exons. Gene Ontology annotation, molecular function: protein binding. Lineage: Eukaryota; Metazoa; Chordata; Mammalia; Perissodactyla; Rhinocerotidae. The record is from RefSeq and is a predicted model, not a curated record. Bases 30 to 1514 code for a protein of 494 amino acids.
CCACUCGGCUCUCUGGUCCCGGCGGUAAGAUGGCGGCUGCCGCUGGGUGCGAUGUGGUAAUGGCGGCGACCGAGCCAGAGCUGCUCUACGACGAAGACGCGAAGAGGGAAGCAGAAUCUUUCAAGGAACAAGGAAAUGCAUACUAUGCCAAGAAAGAUUACAAUGAAGCUUAUAACUAUUAUACAAAAGCCAUAGAUAUGUGUCCUAAAAAUGCUAGCUAUUAUGGGAAUCGAGCAGCCACCUUGAUGAUGCUCGGAAGGUUCCGGGAAGCUCUUGGAGAUGCACAGCAGUCAGUGAGGUUGGAUGACAGUUUCGUCCGGGGACAUCUACGAGAGGGCAAAUGCCACCUAUCUUUAGGGAAUGCCAUGGCGGCAUGUCGCAGUUUCCAGAGAGCCCUAGAACUGGAUCACAAAAAUGCUCAGGCACAACAGGAGUUCAAGAAUGCUAAUGCAGUCAUAGAAUAUGAGAAAAUAGCAGAAACGGAUUUUGAGAAGCGGGAUUUUCGGAAGGUUGUUUUCUGCAUGGACCGUGCCCUAGAAUUUGCCCCUGCCUGCCAUCGCUUCAAAAUCCUCAAAGCAGAAUGUUUAGCAAUGCUGGGUCGUUAUCCAGAAGCACAGUCUGUGGCCAGUGACAUUUUACGAAUGGACUCCACCAAUGCGGAUGCUCUGUAUGUACGAGGUCUUUGCCUUUAUUAUGAAGAUUGUAUUGAGAAGGCGGUUCAGUUUUUUGUACAGGCUCUCAGGAUGGCUCCUGACCAUGAGAAGGCCUGUGUUGCUUGCAGAAACGCCAAAGCACUUAAAGCAAAGAAAGAAGACGGGAAUAAAGCCUUUAAAGAAGGAAAUUACAAGCUAGCAUAUGAACUGUACACAGAAGCCCUGGGGAUAGACCCCAACAAUAUAAAAACAAAUGCUAAACUCUACUGUAAUCGGGGUACGGUUAAUUCAAAGCUUAGGAAACUAGAUGAUGCAAUAGAAGACUGCACAAAUGCAGUGAAGCUCGAUGACACUUAUAUAAAAGCCUACUUGAGAAGAGCUCAGUGUUACAUGGACACAGAACAGUAUGAAGAAGCAGUGCGGGACUAUGAAAAAGUGUAUCAGACGGAGAAAACAAAAGAACACAAACAGCUCCUAAAAAAUGCACAGCUGGAACUGAAGAAGAGUAAGAGGAAAGAUUACUACAAGAUUCUGGGAGUGGACAAGAAUGCCUCUGAGGAUGAGAUCAAGAAAGCUUAUCGGAAACGGGCCUUGAUGCACCAUCCAGAUCGGCACAGUGGAGCCAGUGCCGAAGUUCAGAAGGAGGAGGAGAAAAAGUUCAAGGAAGUCGGAGAAGCUUUUACCAUCCUCUCUGAUCCCAAGAAAAAGACUCGCUACGACAGUGGACAGGACCUGGAUGAGGAGGGCAUGAAUAUGGGUGAUUUUGAUGCAAACAAUAUCUUCAAGGCAUUCUUCGGUGGUCCUGGGGGUUUCAGCUUUGAAGCAUCUGGGCCAGGAAACUUCUUUUUUCAAUUUGGCUAAUGAAAAACCUAGAACCCAGAAAAUGCAGACUUGCUCAGUUUCACCUUGAAUGUGGACACAGUUCACCUCCUCCCUUCAUCAUGUCUCCAUGUCCUUAGAGCAGUUUUGUUUUUUCAGUUGGAUACCAUGUCUGCGUGAGUGGGGUGAAGGAAAGGGAGCCAGCGCCGAAGACUGCGGGUAGGGGAGGGAGGCGGGGGUGGACAGGGAGGCAGCUUGUGAAGUUUUGUUUUACUGUUUAACUUUAUUAAAAAAAAAAAUUAAGAGAAUAAAAUGUUUUGACCCUUUCUGGCACUUUGCUCUGGUAGCUGCUUUGUGUCACUCCAGAGUCAGUGGGCCAAAGCUGAGCCCCCAGCGUGGAGCUGAUGCUGACGUGAACCUGAAGCUCAGCAAGCUGCCCCGCAAGGGGUGUGGGCACCCAGAGCCUGGUGGCAGGCGGGGUGCUGGCUGCCUCUCCUAAACCUAUUUAGCAUGUGAGUGCUGAGCAGGCCCUGGGUGUGCUGCUGGGCCCAGCCUGAUGGCAGUCACGGGGAAGUGAGUUAGAAAACAUGCUCAUUUUAUGGUGGAGGCCACCAGAAAUCACUAGAAGCCGUGUGUCCAAAGCUCACAUAGACCAUGGGUGGAUGCUAAGUGUCAGGCUGGACUAAACUAAACACAGGAGGUUUACACCAGCUCUCACAGUUCCUGUUGCCAGUGCAGGCUUGAGGGAGAUGCAGACAAGGACACAAUCCUGCCUCCCUGAUUUUGUGUGGGAGGCAGGCUGCGGAAGGAAGCCGUGGUGUGUGCCAAUGCUAUUCACGUUAAGCUUAGUGUUGGUGGUGAGUAAACUUCUAUAGGAGUUCCAGGCAGGGACACUUGAGGCUUUUACGGAAGCUUAGAUAUUUGGUGCUUUGGUAGUAGACAUAGCUGAGGAAAGACCUUAGAUUUCUCUUCCUUUGGAGCCCCUGCCCUUUCUUUCCAGUCUUCCCACUUUGGUGCCAAGGCCAUAGUGAAAUGAUGACUGAGUUAGGCCUGGGAAGUUCCCCAUGUAGCCGUCCAGGCCCCUGUUGGCCUGGAAGAGAUUCCUGGAUGUCAGGUCUUCCCUUGUGUUUGAAGCAGCACUGAGCACUGACUGGAGGGUGGCCUUCCCUAGAGAACUGGGGGAACCCCACACUAGGCACUUUGGGUCUUGCUGAGAAGUCUUUCCUAUGGGGUUGGGCUGGGCACUCCUGUGGGCCGUUGCCACAGUUAAAGGGGACGAGAGGCUCUGUGCUCCAUGUCCCUCAGACCCAGGCAACCCCCACUUUCUGUGUGUGUUUAAGACCAGCUUCUCUCCUUCCUGCCUCCUCAUGAAAGCCAACACUGUUCAGCUGCCCAACCUCACCACAGCUGUGCCCAGCCAGCAGAGGGGAGACAGGACCGAUGGCCCCAAGCUGUGGGACAAAGCCAGUCCUAAUACACCCAGCCCUCGCACCAAGGAAGACUGAGCUGGGCACAGAAGGGUGAGAGAGACUGCACACAGCUAGGAUUAACGUGAUUUAUUUCAUUAUCAGUCUUACAAGUUGCUGAGGUUGGGCAAAGCCAGGAGAGUAACUUAAAUGCCAAGCACUUUUGUGGAGUGACCACCAGAUUAGCAAGGCCCUGUUACUGAGCAGAGGGCAAUGGAGGACACCCCGGGAACCACAGCACGUGUAGCAGUGUUAAAAACCCCUUCCCAGAGGCCCCAGGUGGGACUUGGCCCUUACCAGCCAGGCAUCCACUCCAUUGGCUCUUGGUACCCACCGACCCCCUUUAAAGGAGGCACAGAGGCCUCCCGAGGCACCAAGGAGGCAAGGUGGGCUGGGCAGACAGCAAGAUUAGAGCUUCCCCAGGAGGUACUGUCUCUGGCCUCGAUCUCCGGAUCCACACAGCAAAGCCACACCACUGGAAUGGAUGGCCAGCCCAUCCCCUUCCUGGGGUGAGACCAGUAGCCAGGCUAGGAUGUGGCUGCUGCUUAUUCUGUUUUCUUCCCUAGUUAUCAAACUUACCUAGUUACAGUGUGAAGGAGGAGGGGACAGGCGCUGAGGACCAAAGGUUGGGGGUAAACCCCUUUUUCUGCCCUGGUAAAUAGCCCCAGCCUUCCUGGGGCUACAGUGAUCAAGAAAUGGAAUCACUGCCCAAAGCCCAGGGAUCUUCCCCUCUCAAAUCCACCACUAGUUUUCCAUGGCCGUGGUGACCACUCUGGGUAUGUGCAGCUCUCAGGUAUCUCUCCCCACUAGCUGGCUCUGGGCAGGGCAGUGGACCUGGGCUGGGGGCUGAGAGAAGCAACUGGAAGCAGGGCUCGGGGUCGUGGCUGCGGCUGGUCCAGGCCCAACUCAGCCCAGCCUUGUCAGCUUUGGUCCAGGUUCCUGAAAUGCCACCCACCUUGUGUUGAGAGCUUGAGUGUUAGAGGGGAUGAGGGGGCAGGAAAAGAAGAGCAGUUAUUUUAUAAGUUUUUAAAAAGUUACAGGAAGGUUAACUUGAGUAAAAAAAAAAAAAAAGAA